Messenger RNA from Aspergillus terreus NIH2624, 1446 nucleotides. Its product is annotated as FAD-dependent oxidoreductase. The record is from RefSeq and is a predicted model, not a curated record. NCBI's taxonomy places the organism in Eukaryota, Fungi, Ascomycota, Eurotiomycetes, Eurotiales, Aspergillaceae. Gene Ontology annotation, molecular function: FAD binding. The transcript is spliced from 4 exons. Bases 1 to 1446 code for a protein of 481 amino acids.
AUGGACAAACCCAGUUUUAGGGUAAUCAUCGUCGGCGGCUCUAUCGCCGGCUUGACUCUCGCACAUUGUCUGAGACAGGCGAACAUCGACCAUGUCGUUCUCGAGAAAGGUGAAGACGUUGCGCCUCAACUCGGAGCUUCCGUUGGGAUCUUCCCAAACGGAGGUCGAAUACUCCAACAGUUAGGGCUGUUUGAUGAAGUCGAAGCAUUGGUUGACCCUAUACGUGUGAGCAACACCACUUUCCCCGACGGGUUCAUGUGUCGUUCGCUGGUGUCUGAGCGUCUAGAAGAAAGAUUUGGGUUUCCUGUGGCGUUUCUAGAUCGGCAGAAGCUUCUCGAUAUACUGUAUAGAAACUAUCCCGACAAGACCAACAUCAUCACCGGGACAAAAGUGACGGAAGUUCGCAAGGUAGACAACGGCGUUUGUGUGAGCACUGAUGAUGGGACGCUGUAUCACGGCGACCUCGUCGUCGGGGCAGAUGGAGUCCACAGUCGGAUACGGUCUGAGAUGUGGCGUUUGGCAGGUGCUGCUCGCAAAAGUGUCGCCAAGGAGAAGGAGAACAUGACCGUCGAAUAUUCUUGUAUCUUUGGCAUCUCAUCCGUUGAAACAGGCCUUGAAACUGGCGCAAUGCUUCAGGCCCUUCGAGACGGACUCACCGUUCUCACAAUCCGCGGAAAAGACAACCGCAUCUUCUGGUUCAUCAUACAAAAACUGGGCCAGAAAUAUGUCUAUCCGGAUUGUCCUCGGUUCUCGCUCGACGACGCAGCGGAGGCUUGCGCCCAGAUUGCAGAUGUCCAACUCUACAAAGACCUGCAUGUGCGGGAUCUUUGGAAGACGCGACUAGUUGCGUCAAUGACGGCACUGGAGGAAUUCCUGCUGCAGACGUGGCAUUAUGACCGGAUCGUGCUGCUUGGAGACAGCGUUCACAAAGUAUUGUUCCCCAUUGACCUUUCUGCUGCUUCCCCGGUAUACGCUAACACUGUUCAGAUGGCGCCGAACUUUGGGCAAGGGGCAAAUUGCGCUAUAGAGGACGCAGCGAUUCUCGCCUCCCUUCUGCACGAACUGGUCAACGUGAACAGCACGAGUCAGCCUACAGACCAGCAAAUCGACAACGUUCUCACGGAGUAUCGUAAACAGCGGCACGAGCGGGCGAGCAAUAUAUGCAACACGUCAGCGAUGACUACGCGAGUUCAGGCCCGGGAUGGUCUCUUCAAGAAGUUUCUUGGCCGGUACUAUGUCCCUCGUGCGGAUAAGUUGGGGGCUUAUGUCAUGUCCAAAUUCUUUGCCGAUGCGCCGGCUCUGGGGUUUCUUCCUCUGCCCGAACGGUCCGGCUCGGGAUGGACUACGUAUAGAACUGAGAAGCGAUGGAUAGCUUGGGCCAGUGGACUUGCAAAGAGUGCGUUUGCGGGUCUCCUAGGCUGUAAUGAUCAUGUGGAAUCUCUAUAA